GCAUCCCAAACCAAAGUCAGAGUCAGAGUUACCUCUCUCUCAUUUCUGCAACUGUCAGGUCAUGUGGUCGGAGCCACAACAAAACCGUCACAAACAUUAUUUAGAUUUUAAAUAAAUAAAAAUUCAGAUGAGAGAGAGAGAGAGAGAAAAAAAAUGCAUGGAUAGAUUAAUUAGUGGCGAAAGUGGAGUAUUUAUAUUUAAUUAUUAUUCAAUUAUCUUAAUAGCCGCGCGCGAGAAAAGCAACAGCGUUAUGGGAAGAAGAAGCAACAACUUCCUCUGAAGCAGAAGCAGAAAGCAGAGUGUUCCACUUCCAUGGCCGAACCAAACUCCAACCCUAACCACUCUAACGGUCACGUGAACCGUUCCAGACCCUACACGACUCACGUGACCUUCCGUCUCCUCUGUCACGCGUCGCGCGUGGGCGCCAUCAUCGGCAAGUCCGGCGUGCUCAUCAAGACGCUCCAGGAGGCCACCGGCGCCAAGAUCCGAAUCGAGGACGCGCCGCCGGACUCCCCCGACCGCGUCAUCCUCGUCAGCGCCCCCGCCGCCGCCUCCGACGGUGAGGUCUCCACGGCGCAGGUGGCGCUGCUCAAGGUCUUCGACCGGGUUCUCGACGUCGCCGCCGAGACCGCUGGCACUGAAGUUGGCGACCGAGUGGUCUCUUGCCGGCUGCUGGCCGACACUUCGCAGGUCGGCGCCGUCAUUGGCAAGGCCGGGAAGGUCGUGGAGAAGAUCAGGAUGGACACCGGAUGUAAGAUUAGGGUUUUGAACGAAGGUUUGCCGGCGUGCACUGCUCCCUCCGAUGAAAUCGUUGAGGUAGAAGGCCAGCUGACAUCUGUAAAGAAGGCACUUGUUGCUGUCUCCGGUUGUCUUCAAGAUUGUCCUCCUCCUGAUAGAACAAAGAUGACGGGAAGCAGACAUUAUGAAGUGGUUCGGUCUGAGACAUGUUCAGUUCCACUUGAGUCUUUAACUAAUUUGCAUAUAGAUCGUCGUCUGCAAAGGAGCUCUACAUUAUCCACUUUAUCCAAUAGGUCUAAUGGCAAUGCCUCUGGAGCUCCUAAAUUAUCAGCUGAAGUUAAUAGAGUCUCAGCCCUGGAUCCAAAAGCACUUCAGCAGGAAGUUACCUUUAGAAUUAUUUGUUCCAAUGAUAGAGUUGGAGCCGUAAUUGGAAAGGGGGGCAGUAUUGUAAGAGCUCUUCAGAAUGAAUCAGGGGCUAUUAUAAGUUUUGGUCCUUCAUUAGUUGAGUGCGAGGAUCGACUAGUUACUAUUACUGCUUCAGAGAACCCUGAAUCAAGAUAUUCUCCUGCACAGAAGGCUGUUGUUCUUGUUUUCUCCAAGUCUGUUGAGGCUGGUGUUGAGAAGGGGCUAGACAUGGGAUCAAAAAAGGAGUCAUAUGUUACUGCACAACUUGUAGUCCCAUCAAACCAAGUGGGUUGUUUAUUAGGGAAAGGAGGAGCAAUAGUCUCAGAAAUGCGGAAAGCCACAGGGGCUAACAUAAGAGUAAUUGGGAAUGAUAAGGUUCCAAAGUGUGUAUCGGAUAAUGAUCAAUUGGUACAGAUAUCAGGAGAGUUUUCAAAUGUUCAAGCUGCAAUAUAUAAUGCAACCGGUAGACUGCGAGAUAAUCUUUUUGUUAGUACACAAAACAGUGGCGGAGCGAGGAGCCUUUCCUCUGUUCUAUCUGGAGGCAAACCAACUGUUGCUGUUUCUCUUAGUCUCAAUAGACAUUCUUUGCCAGGAUUACAGGCACCACAGACAGUGGCUGGGAUCAAUUCCAGAGUCACCAAUGGUGUUAGUCGGGGAUUGACUUCUCAAAAAGGUGGCUUAGAACUUGUCAGUGGGAGUAAAACUGCCAUUGUUACUAAUACAACUGUGCAAAUUGCGGUUCCUGAUGAUGUUAUUGGCUCUGUAUAUGGGGAAAAUGGCAGCAAUCUGGCUCGCCUGAGACAGAUAUCAGGGGCAAAGGUUAUUGUCCACGAACCUCGUCCUGGAACAAGUGACAGGACUAUUAUCAUAUCCGGUACACCCGAUGAAACUCGAGCAGCACAGAGCCUUCUCCAAGCAUUUAUUCUCGCUGGAUCAUCGUGACAAUAUCCCCUCACUGAUGACCCAUUAAUUCUCAACUAGUUUUUACCUUUUUUAAAAAUCCUUAUUGUCCUACCUGAAAGCAUGUACAAUAUAGGAAAAUAUCCACACCAUUUGCCAUUCCCUGCUAGUAAUCUUGGUGUCUACUGUCACUCUAAUGUGUCAUUGUCACUCUUAUUUAAUUAAAUUUCAUAAAAUUUCUAUUACAAAAUAGAUUGUUUUUAACAAAAAGUUAUUUAAAUGUGGAUGACAAUAGACAUAUAAGAGUUGCAAUAGACAUUCCCUUAAUGGACCGGUAAAUCAAUUCACACCAUAGGUUGUUCGAUGGGAACGACAGUGUACUUAUUUAACAAUAGUCACUUGAUUCUUUUGGAUAAUACUGUAAUAGCAAGUUAAAUUCAUCAGAUUUAGCAUUUUUGUUACCAGUUAGUUCCUUUUUGAAUAUCACCCUGUUACGCAUGACAUUCUUAA
Molecule: messenger RNA, 2553 nt
Organism: Glycine soja
Lineage: Eukaryota; Viridiplantae; Streptophyta; Magnoliopsida; Fabales; Fabaceae
Product: KH domain-containing protein HEN4-like
Exons: 7
Coding region: 313-2085 (590 amino acids)
Biological process (GO): regulation of gene expression
Cellular component (GO): nucleus; cytoplasm
Molecular function (GO): mRNA binding
Source: RefSeq, a predicted model, not a curated record